Molecule: messenger RNA, 3168 nt
Organism: Daldinia caldariorum
Lineage: Eukaryota; Fungi; Ascomycota; Sordariomycetes; Xylariales; Hypoxylaceae
Product: Dynamin family-domain-containing protein
Exons: 11
Coding region: 1-3168 (1055 amino acids)
Source: RefSeq, a predicted model, not a curated record
AUGGAUUCAGAUCCUCCUAUCAAACCAGACCGUUCGGGUUCUGAGAUCUCUUUCAUUAAGCCGGAACCAUUAGAUGACCCAUUCGUGGCGCCUUCUAUGUCUGGGGUUGCAUCCACGCAUUCUUUCGAUGCCCCAAGUACGCGCCCAUCGGCUUCCGGUGACUCCCUGUCACGGGAUCCUUCUGUUUCCACUCCAUUUGAAACAGGAACCGUCAAUGUUCCAGAAACCCUGGAGGCCGGAGUGAAAAUUGGCGUUGACCUCUUGAAUAAACUGAAAGUUGAGCUGAGCACUUACAAAAAUGCAGAUGUUGAUGUGUGGUGGGAUUCAAUCAAUACAUUGCAGGAGAGUGCAAGGCCAACUCGCACAGUCGUAGGUGUGGUUGGCAAUACAGGAGCUGGAAAAAGCUCCGUGAUCAACGCACUUCUAGAUGAAGAACGAUUACUUCCUACAAACUGCAUACGUGCAUGUACUGCGUCGCCUACAGAGAUUUCGUAUAACCACUCAGAUGAUCCCUCCGAAUUAUAUCGGGCUGAUAUUGAAUUCAUCAUAGCCGAAGAUUGGAUCAAGGAACUUCAGAUACUAUUCAAUGAUCUGAUAGACGGGAGUGGCGCGGUUUCGCGGGACUGUACUAAUGCUGAUAGCGAGGCCGGUGUUGCUUAUGCGAAGCUGAAAGCCGUUUAUCCCCAUAAGACAAAAGAAACGAUCGCCGAAGGAACUCCAAAGGAGUUUGCCAACGAACCGGCUGUUCGAGGGAGUUUAUAUAGCCGGUUACAGCAUUAUAUCGACAGCAAGGAAAAGAUCACCGGACAUGAGAAUAAAAAGCGGAAUGCGCCUAUGGAAUAUUGGCCUUUGAUCAAGGUUGUCCGAAUUUAUACCAAGGCAAAGGCGCUGUCCACGGGAGCCGUGGUGGUCGACUUACCCGGUGUGCAAGAUUCCAAUGCCGCCCGAGCAGCGGUAGCAGAAAAGUACAUGAAGUCAUGUACCGGUUUGUGGAUUGUCGCACCUAUUACCAGAGCUGUCGACGACAAAACAGCAAAGUCACUUCUAGGCGAUUCUUUCAAGCGACAAUUGAAACAUGACGGCACAUAUUCUGCUGUUAGCUUCAUUUGUUCUAAGACAGAUGAUAUAUCUAUCACCGAAGCUGUGGAAAGCCUUGAUCUUGAAGGGGAAUUUGCCGAAUCCUGGGAAAGAGCUAAAGAACUAGAGACUUCAGCGAAGUCUUCCGAAUCACUCUUAAACGAAUUGACGGAAAAGAAGGAUAUAUUGGGCGACCGGGUUGAUGAAAUUGAAGCUCGUCUAGAUAUAUGGGAGGACCUACAAAGCAAAUUGGCGAGUGGAGAGACGGUCUACGCACCCUCUGAAGGAUCCAAGAAGAGAAAAAGGUCCUCCAAGUCCUUUCGGAGUCUCAAGGCCCGCAGCCCGUAUGGAUCUGAUGCUAAAAACUCCCAGUCAAUUGAAAAGAGUCAGCCUCUCACCGAGGAUGAUAUUAACGAGAAGCUUGCAACUCUUAGGGCUGAGAAGAGGGAAAUACGUGACGAAAGGCGAGGUCUUGAUGCACAAAUUGCGGACGUCCGCAAGCAGAUGCGGGGAGCAAAAUCCGAGCGACAGCAAAUUCUUGAUAAGAUCAAAGUGAAGUGCAUCCAGGGACGAAAUGAAUAUGCUCGCGGCGCGAUUAAGCUGGACUUUGCUAUGGGGAUCAAAGAGCUUGACCAAGAAAACGCUGUAGAAGAAGAUGACACGACAUUCGACCCUGAUCAAGAUCUUCGCGAUUAUGACGAGAAGCUAUCUGGAAAACUCAAAAAAGACGACUUUCAAGGUCAUGGCUUUAUGUCUCUGGAGGACACAGAAAUUCCGCAGCUUCAAUCGCAUGCGAGAAAACUAACAGAGGAAGGACGAGCGAGCAACUGCCGUAGAUUCCUUAAUGAGUUAACCCAAUUGAUCAACUCCAUGAAGCUUUGGACCAGUAAUGAUGGAACCCAAUCCACACUUACGGAUGUGGAGAAGCGACGCGAGGAGAUGCAUUUGCGCAAACUCUUGAACGAUCUAGAGACGGGAUUCGAGACGUCUAUUAAGGAGUCAAUAAAGUUGCUGAAGGAAUCCCUUCGAGACCAUGUUUAUUCUGUCUUCACCUCGUCUAUUCCAGCGGCUAUUUCCGCAGCCCCUACCACCGCAAGCGGUUGGUCAGCACCCAAGCAGUUCGGGGGUAUGGUCUGGGCUACUUACAAAGCAACUGUUCGACGAAGUGGCGUUUACACCGGCGCCUCCGGACCUCACGACUUCAACGCCGAGCUAUUUGAGCCAAUCGCUCGUAAUCUAGCAACCGGGUGGGAACGUGCGUUCCAGCGUCGGUUACCGGCUGUCCUCGAUGAGUUUGCUGCUAAGACCAAAAAGCAGCUAAAAGCAUUUCACGAAGCUGCCCAAGCUCGCGCUCAACAGCGACGCACCAACGUAUCUGGAAUAGUUACCUUGUCUAGUCAAAUACUGGCUCAUAUACGCACAAUAGAGCAGCUGCCAGUCACUAUGCGGGCUAUCAUCACCGAUCUUCAAAGAGAGGCCAGUCGACAAUUCACCCCCGCUAUCUGCAGCGCCAUGCAAUAUGCCUAUCAUGUUUGCACAGAGGAGCGCGGCCCCGGUUCUUACAAUCGUAUGAAAGCAGCAAUGGCGAGCCAUGUUGAAACUGCGCGUUACACUAUGUUCGAUGAGGGUACCGACACAGUGAAGGCACAGCUAGAAGCGAUGUGUCGUGCUGUCCAAAAGAAGAUCAGUGACGAGAUAGAAGACAUGUUCAGUUCCAUCUUCCGCGAUUACAUGAAGGUUCUUGUGGGCACCACAGUCGACCGUCAUGCGAAGCUGCCACCCCAAGAACUCGCCAUGCGAGCAAAUGUUGACGACUUUUUGCAGCAUUGCGAUUCCAUGUUCCUCCCCGUUUUAGGUGACACUGACGUUGAUGAACAUAUGGAAACAACACGCAAGACUCAGGAGUCCGGAGCGAAUCAACUGGUAAAAGGUCAGAACGAGAAUAAUGCCGAAGCCUGCUUUGAUAUCCCCGACAAAGAUGAAAAAAUUCAAGCCAUGCCAGGCAUGAAGUAUGACCCAGCGCUGGCUGAAGCUGAUGAAUUAAUGCAGCAACAAAUUCGAGCGCAGAGCCAAAGCGCAGAGUGCGAGUAA